This is a messenger RNA of Ahaetulla prasina, 11728 nucleotides long. It is a transcript of the gene DOCK6, whose product is annotated as dedicator of cytokinesis 6. The transcript is spliced from 49 exons. Gene Ontology annotation, biological process: positive regulation of GTPase activity; small GTPase-mediated signal transduction. The record is from RefSeq and is a predicted model, not a curated record. Gene Ontology annotation, cellular component: cytosol. The coding region runs from base 123 to 6443 and encodes 2106 amino acids. Gene Ontology annotation, molecular function: guanyl-nucleotide exchange factor activity. Lineage: Eukaryota; Metazoa; Chordata; Lepidosauria; Squamata; Colubridae.
CGGCUCAGGCGGCUCGCUCCCCCAGGCGGCAGUUCCCUCCGAAGGCACCCCACACCGCCCUUUCGCUCGCCGGGACUCCCGGGCAAAGGAUCGGCGGCGGGCGCGCUCGCGUCGAAGAGGGCAUGGCGGCUCCGGAGCGAAGGGCCUUCGCGCACCGUAUUAACCGGACUGUGGCAGCUGAAGUGAGGAAACAGGUGUGUCGAGAAUAUGGCAACUCACCACAGCUCUCCAAGAAACGUGGUGGCACCCUGCAGUCGUUACCUCUGACAGAAGUGGUAGAGCCAAUUGACUUUGAGAAAUACCUUAGCACUCACUUACCAGAUGCUGAGCAAGGCCCACUUAGUGACCUGAUUGAGUUUCCUGCAAAUGACCUGGAAGUGUCCCAUGAACCCCGGGACUGUCGGACCCUGGAACCUGGUGGGCCUGAGGAUGGAAAACAAGAUGCCCGGGUAAGAGAUGCUGUCCAAGUCUACACAGAAGAUUGGGUCAUUGUCAAAAGGAAGUACCAGAAAUUGAGUACCAUGUAUAAUGCCAUUACUGCUGAGAGGCAAAAAGAAAGGCAGAAAGGAUUAUCUGGACAAGUCUUUGAAUUAGAUGAAGUAGUUGAAGAGAGGAGCAAUCAAGGGGAUACGGAUGACAUAAAGCGCUGCUCUGGUUCCUUGGAAGAUAUGCCCCGAGGCAGUUGGACAUCCAGUAUCUUUGACCUGAAGAACUCUGCAGCUGACUUUUUACUGCGUUCACUCCUGGUGCGCACUGCCAUCGAAGAGACUGACUGCCGUAAUGAGGAGCUGCGCAAGAAGAACCGACAUCAGGAGAUAUUGGCCCUUUACUCAGCCCCUGAUGAAGAAGAGGCAGUAGAACGGUGCAGCAUCCCAGAUAUUCCAAAAGAGCAGUUUGGGCAGAGGAUCUUAGUGAAAUGCUUGUCUCUGAAGUUUGAAAUAGAAGUUGAACCCAUCUUUGGAUCACUGGCACUCUACGAUGUGAAAGAAAAAAAAAAGAUCUCUGAAAAUUUUUAUUUUGAUCUCAAUUCGGAACAUAUGAAAAGCCUUCUCCGAACUCACAGCACUCAUCCUGCCAUCUCUACACUAGCUCGUUCAGCUGUGUUCUCUCUUACACAUCCUUCUCCAGAAAUAUUCUUGGUGAUCAAGCUGGAGAAAGUGCUACAACAAGGGGACAUUAGUGAAUGCUGUGAACCUUACAUGGUCAUGAAGGAAACAGAUGGUGUGAAGAACAAGGAGAAGUUGGAGAAGCUGCGAGUGGCAGGAGAGCAAUUUUGCACCCGGUUGGGGCGCUACCGUAUGCCAUUUGCCUGGACUGCCAUCCACCUCAUGAAUAUAAUUAGCACUACUGGGAUGCUUGAGAGGGAUGCGUCAGACUCUGAAAAUGAGCGCAAAGGCACCUGGAAUGAGCGCAAGAGGAAAGCCUAUGGACGCCUGAGUGUUGGGGAGGAGAUGUGCAGCUUUAGCAACUUCCGUCCAGCCACCCUCACAAUUACCAAUUUUUUCAAACAGGAAGGUGAUCGUCUCAGUGAUGAGGACUUGUAUAAGUUCCUAGCAGAUAUGAGGCGCCCAUCUUCUGUCCUGAGAAGACUCCGUCCAGUUACAGCUCAAUUCAAGAUUGAUAUUUCACCAGUGCCAGAAAACCCCCAUUAUUGCCUCUCACCUGAACUGUUGCAUGUCCAGCCCUACCCUGAUUUGCGUGUCCGACCCACUAAGGAGAUCCUUGAAUUCCCAGUUCGAGAAGUCUACAUCCCUCACACAACAUAUCGGAAUCUACUCUACAUUUAUCCACAGAGCCUGAAUUUCAGCAGCCGUCAAGGCUCGGUGCGAAACAUUGCAGUGAAACUGCAGUUUAUGGCUGGAGAGGAUCCUAGCCAAGCCAUGCCUGUUAUCUUUGGAAAAUCAAGUUGCAGUGAGUUUGCUAAAGAGGCUUACACAGCUGUUGUGUACCAUAACAAAUCACCUGAGUUCUAUGAGGAGUUCAAGCUGAAGAUCCCAGCCAAUUUGACAGACAACCAUCACUUGCUUUUCACCUUUUAUCACAUUAGCUGUCAACAGAAGCAGAACACACCUCUGGAGACUCCUGUUGGUUACACAUGGAUUCCUCUCAUGCAACAUGGACGGCUGAGAACAGGGCAGUUUUGCCUGCCAGUGUCUGUUGACAAGCCUCCACCCAGCUAUUCAGUGCUCACCCCUGAUGUGCAGCUACCUGGCAUGAAGUGGGUGGAUAAUCACAAAGGGGUCUUCAGUGUGGAGGUUCUGGCUGUCUCCUCUGUCCACACUCAGGAUCCAUUCUUGGACAAGUUCUUCACCUUGAUACACGUGCUAGAAGAAUAUACCUUUCCCUUUCGACUUAAAGAUGUGAUCCUAACAGAGAAUAACAUAGAGUCUGAAUUGAAAUCUAGUGUGGGCAACUUACGAGUGGCUAGCCUGGAACCUUUGGUGGCCUUCAGUCAUCAGAUUCUCAACAAGCUGAUCCAACUCAUUGUGUACCCACCUGUCAUUGCAGGGCAGAUUGUGAACUUGGGUCGUGCAGCAUUUGAAGCCAUUGCUGUGAUGGUGAACCAGAUCCACAAGAGCCUGGAGAGCAGCCAAGAUCAGCAUGGCCACAAUCAUCUGUUGGCCUCUUAUAUCUUCUACGUUUUCCGUCUGCCUGUGAUGGAACCAGAGACUGGAGUGCCACCCCACAGUGGUACCCUUCAGUAUGCUACCUUAUCCCGUGCAACUGGGCGCCCUAUCAGCCUUAACCUCUCUCGUUCCAAAAGUAUCAGCAAUAGCAAUCCUGACUUGACGACCACACCAACUUCCCCAGAUGAAGAGGUUCAGAAGAUUAUCAGCAGCAAGGGGAUCGACCGCUCUCACUCUUGGGUCAACUCUGCCUAUGCCCCUGGAGGCCCCAAGUCUGUGCUUCGCAGAAACCAUCCGAACUCCAGCACGGACCUGAAGCAGGCUGCAGAGUGUGCACCUAAUCGCAUCUCCUCCUAUCUCGAGGGCUCCACUUUUGUGCCGGCAGCUCCGAUGAGACCAGCAACCAAAAAGCUACUUCAUGAAGAACUGGCCCUCCAGUGGGUGGUGAGCACCAGUUCUGUGCGGGAGGCUGCUUUGCAUCAAUCCUGGUUCUUCUUCCAGCUGAUGGUGAAGAGUAUGAUACACCAUCUGUUCCUGUGUGACAAGCUAGAAGCCCCGCGCAAGACACGCUUCCCUGGCCGUUUCAUUGAUGAUAUCUCAGCCCUGGUAUACACUGUUAGUGGUGAAAUUGCUAGCCGUUGUCAGAAGGAUGUGGAACUGGUGGAGCAUCUCAACAGUAGCCUGGCCUUUUUUCUCAAUGACCUGCUGUCGUUCAUGAAUCGUGGCUUUGUCUUUGAUCUUCUGCGGUCUUAUUAUAAGCAGAUCAAUAACUGGCUGUUGACCACACAAAACCCCAAUGCUCUCAUUGCUCUCAGGAUGGACUUGAUCCGUAUUGUCUGCAGCCAUGAACAUUAUGUCACCCUAAAUCUUCCCUGCAGUGGCCUCUCCCCUCCUGCUUCCCCUUCUCCCUCCAUCUCAUCAGCAACUUCCCAGAGUUCAGCAUUCUCCAGCCACACACAGGACCAGCGAGUGGCCAGCAUGUUUGAGCUCUCUGUAGCUUUUCGCCAACAGCACUUCCUGGCAGGCUUGGUGUUAAUGGAACUGGCACUCAUCCUGGAGCCUGAUGCAGAGGGGGCAUUCUUCCUGCACAAGAAAGCCAUCUGUACUCUACACAACCUGCUGUGCAGUCAUGACUCUGAUACUCGCUACAAGGACCCUACUGUGCGAGCCCAAGUCGCUCAGCUCUAUUUGCCUCUGAUUGGCAUCAUCAUGGAUGCUCUACUGCAGCUCUAUGACUUUACAGAGAACCACAUCCAAAGAGGGCGGCUUGCUUCUGUGAUGGUUGACGAUGGAGAUGGAGAUGGCAGCACCAUUAGCCAGUCAGUUGCCAUGGCCAUUGCAGGCUCUCCUUUGCCUCAUACUCAUCGGUCUACCAUCUUCCAAAUGCCAUCAGUGCCUCCCCGCCAGUACAGCAUGUUGUCUGCUGAAGCAAGUCGCAAUCUGCUGGUGUGUCUUCUGUGGGUACUGAAAAAUGCUGAUGGGGCUGUGCUACAUCGUUGGCUGGCUGACCUCUCAGCUUUCCAUUUGAACCGUCUACUUGACUUACUCUACCUCUGUGUCUCCUGCUUUGAAUACAAGGGCAAAAAGGCCUUUGAACGCAUCAAUAGCCUGACCUUCAAAAAAUCUCUGGACAUGAAGGCGCGACUGGAGGAAGCCAUCUUAGGCACUAUUGGAGCACGUCAAGAAAUGGUUCGACGCAGCCGAGCAGAGCGCAGUCCCUUUGCAAACCAAGAAAAUGUUCGCUGGAGGAAGAAUAUUGCUCACUGGAGACAGAAUUCGGACAAGGUGGACAAGUCAAAGGAAGAAAUGGAGCAUGAUGCUUUGGUAGAUGGAAACCUGGCUACAGAGGCCAAUAUGGUGGUGCUGGAUACCCUGGAAAUUAUUGUGCAAACAGUGUCUGAAACCAAGGAGAGUGUCCUGGGUGGGGUGCUGAGGGUGCUUCUUCACAGCAUGGGCUGUACACCUAGUGCUGCCUUCUUGCAACACUGCUUUGCCACUCAGAGAGCACUAGUGAGCAAGUUUCCUGAAAUGCUUUUUGAAGAAGAAACUGAACUGUGUGCUGAUCUGUGCCUACGUCUCCUACGCCACUGUAGUAGCAGAAUAGCCAUCAUUCGCACCCAUGCAAGCACCUCACUCUACCUUCUCAUGAGACAGAACUUUGAGAUUGGCAAUAACUUUGCCCGAGUGAAGAUGCAGGUUACCAUGUCGCUCUCUUCGCUUGUGGGAACAUCGCAGAACUUCAAUGAGGAGCACUUGAGGCGCUCCCUGAAAACCAUCCUUACCUAUGCUGAAGAAGACCCAGAGUUGCGAGAGACAACCUUUGCUGAGCAGGUACAAGAUCUUGUCUUUAACUUGCACAUGAUCCUGACAGAUACAGUGAAGAUGAAAGAGCAUCAGGAGGAUCCAGAGAUGCUGAUAGACCUUAUGUAUAGGAUAGCCAAGGGAUACCAGGCAUCACCAGAUCUGAGGCUAACAUGGCUGCAGAACAUGGCAGCAAAGCAUUCCGAACGUGGAAACCAUGCAGAGGCAGCACAGUGUUUGGUGCAUUCUGCUGCACUGGUAGCUGAAUAUCUGAGUAUGUUAGAAGACUGCCGCUAUUUACCGAUAGGCUGUGUCACUUUCCAGAACAUAUCUUCCAAUGUGCUAGAAGAGUCUGCUGUUUCAGAUGACAUAUUGUCCCCAGAUGAAGAGGGCAUCUGCUCUGGAAAAUACUUCACAGAACAAGGAUUGGUAGGCUUGCUUGAGCAAGCAGCUUCUUCAUUUACUUUGGGUGGACUUUAUGAGGCUGUCAAUGAAACCUACAAGAUCCUCAUUCCUAUCCAUGAAGCCAACCGUGACUUCAAGAAGUUGGCAGUUCUGCAUGGCAAACUGCAAGAUGCUUUCAGCAAGAUAACUAGCCAGAGAAUGUUUGGAACAUAUUUCCGGGUUGGUUUUUAUGGCAGCAAAUUUGGAGACCUGGAUGAACAAGAGUUUGUCUACAAAGAACCUUCCAUUACUAAAUUAGCUGAAAUUUCUCAUCGACUUGAGGAGUUUUAUGCUGAACGUUUUGGGCAUGAAAUGGUGGAAAUCAUCAAAGGUUCCAAUCCUGUAGACAAGACCAAACUGGAUCCUAAUAAGGCAUAUAUCCAGUUGACUUAUGUGGAGCCUUUCUUUGACACAUAUGAACUGAAGGACCGUGUCACAUAUUUUGACAAGAACUACAAUCUGCGCACCUUCAUGUUUUGUACUCCUUUCACAUUGGAUGGACGAGCACACGGGGAUCUACACGAGCAGUUCAAGCGCAAGACUCUGCUAACCACUUCCCAUGCUUUCCCUUACAUCAAAACCCGCAUUAAUGUAAUCCACAAGGAAGAGAUUAUUCUUAUUCCUAUUGAAGUAGCCAUAGAGGACAUGCAGAAGAAGACUCAGGAAUUGGCUUUUGCCACCCACCAGGACCCAGCUGAUGCCAAGAUGCUGCAGAUGGUGCUUCAGGGAUGUGUUGGAACUAUAGUCAACCAGGGUCCUCUGGAAGUGGCACAGGUAUUUUUGGCUGAGAUCCCUGAUGACCCCAAGCUCUAUCGACACCAUAACAAACUCCGAUUGUGCUUCAAAGAUUUCACUAAGAGAUGUGAAGAUGCCCUUCGUAAAAGCAAGACACUGAUUGGACCAGACCAACGUGAGUUCCUGCGAGAACUAGAGAGGAAUUACCAGCGUCUAAAGGAAGCUCUGCACCCGCUUCUCAACCGCAAAAUCCCUCAACUCUACACACCAGUUGCCCUUCAUUCUGCACACAGAAACUCCUUUAACAGAUUGUGCCUGCGGAAGAUGGAAGCCUAACCUGGAUUUCUUGAAUUGCAAGGAGCCUAAUUUAUGAGAGGAAGUAUUGAAUUUUGCAGUCACCAAAGUUUCAGUCUUAAUGAAGGAUUGUGCACUUACUUUGCACUGGAAGACAAUAUUGAGAUUCCUGCCCUACUUUUCCUGGCAUUGUUCAAGAUUUGAAGACAGAGUUUCAAUUAAAAGGAAGGAGAAUAUUGGUUGAAGGUGGUAGUAGGGAGGAGCUGGCUCCCACAUCUUCCUUGUUGAAGACUGAGCUCCACCCUCAGGAAACUUCUCCACACACAGCCAUCUGGGUUGGGAAGGCUAGGUCAGAUCUCCUGCAGAACUUCUUGAUCCAAGUGGAGAUUUGUGUCAUAGGCACUGACCUUGAAUUUCCAUAUACAGCAGGUAGAUCCAAAAUGUAACUCUAGGUGGACUUGGAGGUUCCUUCAUUGUGGUUUCUCUGCUGCUUUCUCUUUGAAAGCUGAGAUUAGCUGAAGAAUUUGAAACCCUCCACUAUUCAUCCAAUCUCUUCUUUUGUUCUGUUCUUUUCACACUUUUUUGGCUUUUGGUCACUUGAAAUAUCCAGUUAUUUAUGGAUCCAUAAGAAUGACUGGCUUAGUUUCUGGGUCUCAUUCCUAACUUAGGGAAGAACAUAGUGGUAUCUAGGUCAAGGUUAGAAGAUUGAACCCUUAUAACACCUGGAUUUGAUUACUGCAUAUUCCUUGAUCUUCCUACCCAGAGUUUAGGCCGAAACCAAGGAAUUAUAAUUUUUAUCUCUGUUGCUCUUUGUCCUGUCUCCCAAGUUUUUAUUAAGAACUCCUAAACUACUUUUUAGAAUCCUCAUUAUCUAUAUUUGCUACAUGGACCAAAAAACUUCUGAAGUCUUUCCCAGAAGAGGCACAUUGUCAUUCACUCUCUCCUUCCCUCUCACACAUGCAAACAAACUACAUCAGUGCAUUCUACAGAAGGAUGAGGAGGGAGGAUGAGUGAAGGGAAAGCAAAUAUAUAGGUGGUCUGUGUGUUUGUUUCUUAAGAAAAUUAGCAUAUUUUCCUCUUUGUAUGUUUUUCUCUUUUCCCCCUCUCUCCCAUGCUUCUCCAGCAAAUGAUGCAAACUAAACUUGAAUUGUAAAUGAUAUAUAUUAUUCUCAGAAAUAUUUUCCUGGGCAGAGACCUUGACUCUGUAGAGGUAGGGUGAAGGAUUUCUGGGAAGAUAGGUAGAAUAUGUCUGAAGAAUAUUCUGAUUUAAUUGGAAAAAGUAUGAAGUUACAUUCCAAAAUGUUCCAGAUUGCCUUUUUAAUUUUCAGGAACAUACAGAAACACUGUGCCAUUUAAAUACAAGGAUGUCCUGGCUAUUAUGAUUCAACCUAGCCCUUUGAACUGAAGUCUUCAAUAACGGUAGAAAGCAAAAAUUGGUUAGCGGCUCAUCAUGGCUGUGAGUCUUUAAUUAAAGCUGCUCCUGUUUGGAAUCGAAAUACACCUCCAACAUUUUCUCUAGAUCAGAAUUCUGUCUUGUUCCAAGUCUCUGAUUGAUAGCUGAGCCUUGAUUUUUGUCUUGAGGAAAUUAUAAUAAACUUUAUUUAUAAUCCAAUUAUUAAAAUGAAAUGUGAAAUGUCUGGCCCCAUUCUUUUUCAUGGAUACCAAAGCCUUUCUUAUUUGCAUGUCAGGCAUUGAAGAAUUCCAUACAAGCUAUAUUUGUCCGAUAUCAUAAUGAAAUCAGCAAUGUGAUGGAACCCAUGUCCCAUGAUUUUACAUUUUUGAAAAGAUCAAAUUUCCAGCCUCCAUUGUUAAAACAAAAGCUGAAGAUUCUGUGUAAUAUUUGAAAAUUAUAAGGAGAUAGUGUUGAGAUAGUGCUAUUAUAAUCAUGUGGUCCUUUUUCUUGCUUUUGCCUUGAUAUGAUAGUUUAUCUCUUCUUCCUUACUGGGCAGCUAGUGAUAAUCUUUUCUGUGUCAUUGGCAAAGCCUGCAGUUCUAAAAACAUAUUCAGUUGUUUAGUUAAUGUAAACUGUUAGCCAGAAUUUUCUGUAUUCGGAUAAGUAUGAUGUGACUGUCCUUCAGCAUUAUUUCCAGAUCUGUAGAGCUGUCGUAUCAGGGGUUAGAUGCCCAGUUUGGCUUUAUCUCUGGCAUAGAAUGACUGAAGAAGAGUCAUUGGGGUAAUUGGCUAUUUGCUAUGAAAGAGGUAAACUUUCCAAGUCAAGCGAUUGCUGGGGAUUUUAUGGAAUUCAUCCACAUGAUUUUCUUCUAGCAAUAUAGCAAUAGCACUUAAUACUGCUUCACAGUGCUUUACAGCCCUCUUUAAGUAAUUCACAAAGUCAGCAUCUUGCCCCCAACAAUCUGUGUCCUCAUUUUUCCAGCCUUGGAAAGAUGGAUGGCUAAGUCAAUAUGGAAAUGGUUAGUCAUUGCCAUCUUUUGGUAUAGUUUUCAACUUACUAGUUGGGCCUCCCAUCCAUAUACUGCCCAGGUUUGAUCCUUUUUAGAUUUUCAAAAUCAACAAAAGCCAGUUGAUGGGGUGAGGGGGACAAGUACACAUUUAAAGAAAAAAGAUUGUAAAUAUGACAGUGAAACAAUAAAUAAAGCAAAGUAAAAUCAGGAAGAAUCAUUUAGGAACCAUUAAAGAAUCUUGUCAAGUAGGAUAAAAAAUUACAAUGAUGGAAGGACAGUAUUGGCAGAUAUGAGAUCCUUGUAGCAAUGAGAAUUGGAUGAAGAAGCUAAUGAUAGAGUUGCAGUAUAUAGUCCAUCUCUUGUCAGAGGAGUCGUUAGAGUUGAACACUGCUUGGCCAAGAAAGUAGGGAGCAACAAAACUCCUAAAUACCAGUGUUGGGGAGGCUGGGCCCUGCACAUUUGUUCUGAUGGCAGAAAAAUAGCCUAAAGAAGAGACAUGAUAGGAGUCCUCAAAUACCAGAAGGGCUGUCAUGGGGAAGAGGGUUUGGAUAGGUCCAUUGGUCCAAAAGUAGAAGAACCAAGCUUCAGCAAUUUUCUGAGCACAUGCGUUAUUAAGCAGAAUAGCCUGUUCCCCAGUGUGAUGAAUAUUCUAUCCCUGAACAUUGUCAAGCAAAAGUUGGAUUUCAAUUUGUCUGGGAUGGUCUGGGGAUUUCUGUCCUGGGCAGUAGAUUGAAUUAGAAGUCCUCCAAAUCCCUUCCAAGUCAGUGAUUCUAGGAUGGAGGAUAUUCCAUUGGAAAGAAAAGGGAAGAGGCUAAUGCUUUUCUUGUUAGAAAUGAGCUACUCAAAGCUCAAACUAUAUUGUUACAAUAGUGCUUUAAAUACCACAAGAGAUUGUGAGGAGAGGAAUGUCUCCUCAAAUUGGCAGCAAUACUGGAGGAAUGCACUCAGUUGUGAGGAAGGUAGCUUGAGUGACUUAGAAAUGUGCUUGGAAUUUUAUCCUGGUAAUAAGAUUCCUAUGAGUUUGAGAUCUUUAUAGCAGCAACAGAAAAUAGUACCCUAUGUUCAUCUAAUUUAUCCAAGUAGAAAUAGACCAGGAAGAAGGGUUCUGUUGUGGCAGCGAGGAUUAUUUCACCUCAUUGCCUGUCUUAAGCCACUAAAAACACUACCAGCUUUUAUUUAGGUAAGAUAAAUAAAUCUGCUAAAGUGUUGCCUCCUGUGUGAAGACGCCCUCUUUUCUCAGGCAUUCACUUGUACUAUAUCAAGGCCCAAGGUGGGAAAUAUAAUCAUUUUCUGUUUUCUGAACAAGUUGUUGGCAUGAGAAAAGCACGAGUACAGCAAAGCUGGUUUUCUUAGAAGUAGUACACAUGUCAAGUGUGCAAUAGUAAAACAAAGCCUAGUUUUAUCUACAUGGCAUGUUAGCAAGUUUUCUAUCAGAAACCCAUGCAUUGGAGGCACUGGAAUAUUAGCAGAUGCAGACUAAACUUGGCAAUAUUCUGUAGAGCAAGUGCCCUCCACCAAACAGCACAGCCCGAGUUCUUCUGGCUAGCAACAAAUUGAAGGCAGAAGUGUUUGGAAAUGACCUUCUGGAAUUACUGUUCUAUGGUCUGCAAAGAAACACUUGGUCUAAGCUGGGGGUGGGCAACCUGUGGCUCCCGAGCCGCAUGCGGCUCUUUGGGCCCCCUGCUGCAGCUCCCUGCCACCCUGUCACAGCAGUGGCAUAGUCAGAGCCUUAGUGCAGGAACGAAGCACCCCUGCUCUUGCCUUUGUGUGGCAACAGCAUUCUGCCUUUGUCGCAAUAAAUUUGCUGUUACCGCCAGCAAAGAGGACUGGGAGAGAAUGGUGGGGGAAGAUCUUGCGGGGUGGGGGCCAUCCCCCAAGCCUGACCUUCCUCCUCCCUUGUCGGCAGGGCCAAGAAAAGAACUGGGCAGCAUGGGGAAGCACUCCUUUUCCCCGCCAAGCGCCGAGCUCAACAGCCCGGGGGAGUAGAUGGCCCGGCAGAAGUGCCCCCAUUGGCGAGUUGGACAGUGGAGAGGCAUGGCCCGGCUUUCACAGCGGACACUGUUCACCAUCUUCCUCCAUCUCUGCUCUUUCACCCUAGCACUAGCUAUGUUUCUGCUUGCUUUCUUUUCCUGUGCCUUCGCCGUGCAGCAAUGCCUAGGGCCGUGGGGUGGUAGCAGCAGAGGCGUCAGGGAUUCCCCCCCACUCAGCAAGCCAGGCUUGGAGGAGCACAGAGAGUUGCAGGUGAGUGCCGGAUGGUCAGAAGAUGUGCUCCGACGUCACCCCAACACACGUUUCCAGUGUGCACUCCUCUGUCCUGAAGUAGGAUUGAGUGGGGGGAAGGGAAGGAGAAGCCCCGGCUGGCUUUCCUUUGGCAUGGGGUGGGGUAAAGACUCAAUACCCACUCCAUGGCCGGCCUGCUGCUGUUCCAGCGCCUUGCAGCACAGUGAAAGCAUGUUUCACAAUGGGGGAGACUGGAUCCCCACCUCCUCCUGGAGCCCAUUCCCUGUCCCACUCACCCCUGGCAGCUCUCUUUCUCUCCCUCUCUCUCAGGGUGGAGAGCAAACCCGGAAGUAGCCGCCCGCCGUUUCCCACCAGUCAGGCAGCAAGAGAGAGAGAGAGAGAGACAGAUUCAGUUCUCGCCAAAGAUGCUCACCCAUCAGCCAGUCUCCCUCUCUUUCUGUGUGUGUGUGUGUGUGUCGCUAUGUGUCCCUUCUCACUGUUGUAUACAGCCAGCAGCCAUGUGACGAGGACACAUAGCUGAUUGGUUCGCCAGCACGGCAACUGGCUGGCAGGACAUUGAAGGAUGCCGAUUGACCAAGCCGCUGACAGCUCUACUAUAAAAGAGCUGUAAGUGCUGAGGAAGUUGCUCACUCGAUGUUGGCUUAUGAGCGAGUCACUGUUAGCGUUUGUUGUUAAUAAAGAUUC